Messenger RNA from Pseudonaja textilis, 1612 nucleotides. It is a transcript of the gene ZNF385D, whose product is annotated as zinc finger protein 385D. The record is from RefSeq and is a predicted model, not a curated record. Gene Ontology annotation, cellular component: nucleus. Gene Ontology annotation, molecular function: nucleic acid binding; zinc ion binding. Lineage: Eukaryota; Metazoa; Chordata; Lepidosauria; Squamata; Elapidae.
AGCCAAGGAGGCUCACGCCGCUCGCUCUCGUAGGCUUGGAAAUUUCCACAUCAUGUAGGAUGAGACAGACUCUCUCUGCUUCAGGCGGCAGCAGCUUGGCGCGGGAGCUAAUGCUGAGCAGCACCCUGCGGUGGAAGCUGGAGUGCCCAAUUAAUGAGAAACAUAAUGUAUUUUGGAGGUACAUGCCAGAGUCCUGCUUUUCCAGCCCUGGUACGACCUUCAAUUCCCUCCUUGCCACCAUCAUUGGAUCUCAAACCCUUUCUUCCAUUCCCACUGGACACUGCUGCAGCUGUCAAUCUCUUUCCCAACUUCAAUGCUAUGGAUCCAAUUCAAAAAGCUGUAAUAAAUCAUACAUUUGGGGUUCCUCUUCCUCACAGAAGAAAACAAAUCAUAUCUUGCAACAUAUGCCAAUUGAGAUUUAAUUCAGAUAGCCAGGCUGCGGCCCACUACAAAGGCACUAAACAUGCCAAGAAGCUCAAAGCACUGGAAGCCAUGAAAAAUAAGCAGAAAUGUGUAACUACAAAGGACAGCGCAAAGACUAUCUUCACUUCCAUCACUACCAAUACCAUCAAUACCAACUCUGACAAAACAGAUAGUACAACCGAAGCACCAGCAAUAUCAACAUCUCCAGCUAUCAAAAUUCGGAAGAACAGUGUAACAAUGACUGAAAUCACCUCAAAAAUCGAUAAAUUUCCUUCCACUGCCACCAGCAGUAGCGUGAGUUCCUUAGGAGAGACAGAAGAAGAAAAGGCCAAACGGUUGCUUUAUUGUUCACUAUGCAAGGUUGCUGUCAACUCUGCCUCCCAAUUGGAGGCACACAACAGUGGUACAAAGCACAAAACUAUGUUAGAAGCUCGUAAUGGGAGUGGAACCAUCAAAGCCUUUCCUAGGACAGGUAUUAAAGGAAAAGGACCCAUCAAUAAAGGAAAUACAGGACUUCAGAACAAAACAUUUCACUGUGAAAUUUGUGAUGUACAUGUGAAUUCUGAGACACAACUUAAACAGCACAUAAGUAGUAGAAGGCACAAAGACAGAGCUGCUGGGAAACCUCCAAAACCCAAAUACAGUCCCUACAACAAACUCCAAAAAGGAACACACCCACUUGGGGUCAAACUUGUAUUUUCAAAAGAAGCUGCAAAACCAGUAGCUCCACGGAUUCUCCCUAAUCCACUGGCAGCUGCAGCAGCAGCUGCUGCUGUUGCUGUAAAUUCCCCUUUCAGUCUUCGAACAGCCCCACCAGCUACACUUUUUCAGACUUCUGCACUUCCUCCCUCACUUCUUCGACCUGCCCCUGGACCUAUACGGACGACCCACACACCUGUCCUGUUUGCUCCAUAUUGAACUCCAUCAAUGAAUUGAGUGUACUGCAAUAAUUUUUCAGAACAAAAGCAAAACAAGGACAAUGACCUAUGCAGUGUUAAUUUAUUGUGAUGUGUGUAUAUGUGUAUGUAUGUAUAAGUAUACGGGUAUAUGCAUACAUAUAUGUAUGUAUGUAUAUAUACACAUACUCACACACACACACAUGACUUUUGAUAGAGAUCUUAAUCAACUUUAAAGAAAGGCAAGUGGCUGUAUAUUCUUCCAAUGAAAAUCUUACAAGUUAUCCUACAAC